AUGACUACGCCAGCUCCCAUUAAAGGUGCCGAGAAGCUUUCAACGAAAUGGUGCCCAACGGAAGACCUAGGCGGGUACGACAUGCCGAUACGUCUCGAAGGUGAAAUUGGCGACGUCAUCGUUCGAGGUAUUAUUCCUAAAAGCGUCGAAGGAACCUUUUAUCGUGUCGCUCAGGACCACUUCACCCCCGCGCCCGACGGACUCAGCCCUCUCAGAGGACACGGCGUUGUCAGCGCCUUUCGUAUCCACCAGGGCCAGGUGGACUUCAAGAUUCGGUACGUGCAGAGCGAUAGGUAUAAGCUAGAGAGGAACAGGAAGAAGAGUCUUUUCUCGGACAUCCUCCAUCACCCUUUGAGCACGCAUCCUUGUGUUCGUGCGGUCGUCGACUCGACCACAAACACUAACGUUAUUCACUGGGCCGGUAUGUUGCUGGCAUGCCAAGAACUGGGUCCGGCUUACUCCAUGGACCCUGACACACUUGAGACCACCGGACAAGAUCCUUUUGGGAAUCAGAUAGUCACACCAAGUUUCACAGCACAUGCGAAGAUUGAUCAGCACGUUAAUGAGCUCGUCACCUGGAGUGUCGACAUAUUUAAUAACCAAAUCAUCUCCUACUCUGUGGAUCGCAACGGCACUGUGAAGAACGAGCAUCGAAUCAAGCAAUCCGUUGGCGGACUGGUCCACGACAUUGCGAUUACAGAAAAUUGGAUCGUAUUUUGCCAAUGGCCCACCUCUCUUAACCUCCAGGGGAAACCAGGAGAUUCCAUGGUGGUCUGGGAUACCAGUCGACCUGCUCGUUUCACUGUGGCUCCCAGAAACCCGGACCGUCCCUUGGACGGCUCAGGGUGGAAGCCUCAUGAGCACCGUACCUACACGCACCAUGUCAACUCUGAGAUCGUGCACACAGCUGGCGCCUGGGAGGAGGGAAACAAAAUCUACUUCGAGGGAACGUGGCCACGCGAAGCCCUCUUCCCUUUUUGGGAUAACGCUGAUGGGAAACCGCAUGAUCCAGAGACAGUGGUGGAGCUAGUUCGCCUCGAGAUAGAUACGAAUCAACCAAGUGAAACGAAUAUCCCAGAUCCGGUUGUCCUGGUUGAUAUCCCCAACGAGUUCCCCAGAAUUGAUGAACGGUUUUACAACAAGAAGUACGAUCACAUCUUCUUCAACGUGUUCCACUCUGAUACCGAAAAGUGUCUCGUGGACAAGCAUAUUUUCGAAGGAUUGAAUGCAACAGCCAUGCUCACCAAAAGUACAGGGGAACUAAAAGUCUACUAUCCAGGCCCACAGUGCAGAUGUCAAGAGCCUGUAUUCAUUCCCCGCACCGAUGAUUCUCCAGAAGGGGAUGGUUAUGUUAUAUUCGCGGUUGACCGCCUCGACGUUAACCUCACCAAUGUUGUCGUUCUUGACACGAAAUCUUUCGAGGAGCCCGUUGCUGUCAUUGAGCUACCCAUGCGGAUGCGGGCCCAGAUCCACGGUAAUUGGGUUGAUGCCAGGGAACUGACCGGCAAACCGCUCGUGAUAGAUCCACCAUUGACUCACAUGUCGUGGAAACACCGCGGUCCACCUCCAGGCGUGGCGGUGGGUGGGCCUGAACAAAUUGCUGUAGACAGAGGCAUCACCAGUUCAGCCUAG
Molecule: messenger RNA, 1632 nt
Organism: Exophiala bonariae
Lineage: Eukaryota; Fungi; Ascomycota; Eurotiomycetes; Chaetothyriales; Herpotrichiellaceae
Exons: 1
Coding region: 1-1632 (543 amino acids)
Biological process (GO): carotene catabolic process
Molecular function (GO): carotenoid dioxygenase activity
Source: RefSeq, a predicted model, not a curated record